This is a messenger RNA of Carassius gibelio (silver crucian carp), 2554 nucleotides long. Its product is annotated as platelet endothelial cell adhesion molecule. Bases 12 to 2294 code for a protein of 760 amino acids. Gene Ontology annotation, molecular function: transmembrane signaling receptor activity. The transcript is spliced from 15 exons. The record is from RefSeq and is a predicted model, not a curated record. Lineage: Eukaryota; Metazoa; Chordata; Actinopteri; Cypriniformes; Cyprinidae. Gene Ontology annotation, biological process: cell surface receptor signaling pathway.
UUCCAAGUGAAAUGUGCCACCAUUCUGCCCUUCUCUUCAUCCUUCAUCCAUCCCCUUCAUGCGUCCUUCACAUUCAUGAACACUCACCUGGAAAGAUGAGCGUGUGUCUUCUCUGGAUCGGCCUGCUCCACAUCAGCCUGAGCACACUGUGGCAAGCAGCCAACAUACAGGCCGCAGUGACCAUUGAUGAGGUGAAACUGACUGUGCUUCCAGCUGUUAAUGUGAAGAGUGGCACUAAAGUGACCUUGCGUUGUGAAGCCAGUGUCAGUCAGAGCCAUCGCCAGCCGCUGACACACUCCUUUAGCCUCACGCAGGACGAUCAGGUGAUUUACUCCAAAAAUACCAGUGACUCGUGGAUGGAGCGCAGUUUCUCUAAUGCCAGGGUUUCCAACUCUGGUGGCUACCAGUGCAGUGUCCACAUCAAUGACAAGCACAAGAAGAGCAACACUUUGCCAUUGAACGUCACAGGACUUCAAAUCCCAAUGCUGAAGGUGAAGUCUGACAUUGUGUUUGAGGGGGGAGACGUUAUUGCCACAUGCAGUGCACCAGAGGAGAUGGGCAGUCUGGUGUUCUUCUUCUACGAAAACGAUCGGGAGGUCAGGAAAGCCUCUAGUACCAUCAACUCUGUGACAACCACUCUGACCAUGCAGAAGCUCAAAGACAUCUACCUGCAUUGUGACUAUAUGGUAUUGAUGCAACCGACAGAAGGACACUCCAACAAAAGCAACAUGGUGAAUGUUACUGUACAAGAUCUUGAUGUGAUCACCCCACAAAUAAGCAUCUCCCCCAAUGUGAAUGUUGUUGAGGGUGACAGGGUGCAGAUCACAUGUAACGUGCAAUUAUACUCAGAUCUUAGAUUGUACCUCACCAGAGACAAAACCAUUCUUAGAGUAUCUCAUACAAACUUCACACACAGCCUCGUAGUAAGAUCUGAGGAUUCAAGGGACUAUGUGUGUAAAGCAGAGAAAGGCAGCGUGCAAAAGAAGACAUCAUAUCAGCUAAAUGUUACAGAACUGUUCUCGAAGCCAAUUAUGAGAAUGAUCCCAGACCAGGUUUUUGAAGGCGAGCGCUUCACUCUGACCUGCAGCAGCGAUGUAAUCUCCCCAGCGAAGAUCAGAAAAGCAGAUAUAAAGUAUGUUUUGCUGAAAGAUGGUCAAAGCAUUGCAGAAAUUGCCACAUACGAUGACACUGCAAGCCUGGCCACCAAUGGGAACUACUGCUGUAUGGCCAUGGCUAAAGAAGUCAAUAAGACCAGCUUACCGUUUAUUUUAAAGGCUAAAGUGCCUGUUUCUGUCCCAGUCCUUCGUGUUGUUGAUAAGGUGAUUGUUGGUAAGCCGUUCAGGGUUUCAUGUGAGGCUGAAAAUGGAACGUUUCCAAUAACCUACACCUUACUGAAGACCAGUGUUCCAGUGGAUCAGAAAGUGGUUGAGGCAGCUGACAGGGCGAUCUUUAAUAUAACCUCCAUCAGUUUUCCUAAAGAUAUCGACAACUUCAGAUGUCAGGCUUCUAACAAUGUGCGAUUGCUCCGUAAGACCAGCAAACCCCUAAGAGCAACAGUCAUAGUACCUGUUUCCAGGCCUGAACUGAAGCCGGAGGAAGUUACGGUCACAGAGGGGACAGAUCUCAUCCUCAUCUGCAGUGUACACCAGGGCUCUGACCCCAUCACCUUCACCUGGUAUUAUAACACAGUUAAGCUCCCUUCCUCCACCCAAGAAGUCAGAUCAUUAGAAGGAAGAUACGUCGUUAAAGCCAUCGAGCGAGGCCAGAGAGGCGACUACUACUGUGAGGCGUCCAAUAACGCCAAUGAAACCAAAAAGAGUUUUCCAGCCAGAAUUGGCGUGAGUUUAGCGCUGUGGAAGAAGGUUCUUAUUGGAGUGUUCUGUAUCUUGCUUUUGGUGGCUAGCGUCAUAGUCCUGACAGUCUUUUCAAAGAAAUUGUCAAAUCCACACAAAAAAGAGCAAGCGACUGAGUUAUCAGUAAAACCUCCACGACCCAAAUCAGGUGACCCCAUGAGAAUAAGCCUUACUCUCGACAUUGAAGAUAACACUGCUCUCAAUGGAACUCCCUGUGUGAUGGGCAGGAAUGUCUGGAGUGAAAAUGUAUCUGCCUCAGAUUCUGACGAUCAUACUGAUGAAAACUCUGAGCUGCUUCAUCCACAGGAAGUCGAUCCCAGCGGAGAUGUUCCCGUGAAGAUAACCACAGAGCCAGAAUACAGUGUCCAGGACACAGAUGUCCAGGUGUCCACACCAGGAGUUUCGGAACAGGCUGAGGGCGUAAGUGACGCACAUUGUUGACACACAGACACAAAAGUCCACAUGUAGCAGGUGACUCUGGAAUAUGCACAACUCAACAACAGUGAACAAGAACCAAGAAAGAGUUUCGACACUUCACACAUAACUUAUUCAGCUUCUCCGCCACCAGAAGCUGAUUUUCAAUCAUGAAUAUGAAUAUUUGUUGGUAUAAUUAACAUUACUUUGGGCUUGGAUUUGUUACAUGAGUAAGAUUUGUUGUGAUCUUUGUAUAUGAAAGAUUAAAAUCUGAGCAGUCAAAUGAA